Molecule: messenger RNA, 1288 nt
Organism: Physella acuta
Lineage: Eukaryota; Metazoa; Mollusca; Gastropoda; Physidae
Source: RefSeq, a predicted model, not a curated record
CUCCACAACAAGUUGGACAUCUAUCUCUACAACAAGUUGGGUAUUCACCACUACAGCAACUUUAGUCAACACCGUCAUGCUGCGACUGUUCACAGUUCUUCUGCUGGUCGCUGCUCUAGCCACUGGACAUGGAUUGUCCAUAGACAAGAGACAGGCGUCCAGCUCGGCCACCUUCUGUAACGUCAGAGACCUGAGCAUAGGUCAAGGGUCAAGCGUGACCGUGUCCAGCCCGAACUAUGGCCUUGGCAACUAUCUGGACAACACGGCGUGUAGGAUAACCUUCAGGACGGGGGUCGACCCCCUCAUCGUGGGGGUCAAUUUCACGAACAUCUUUUACCUGGAAGACAACCCCACCUGUGGCUUCGACUACCUGUGCAUCAACGGAGCCAAGUUCUGCGGCAGCUACGCCACUUCCAGAUACUUCGAGUUUCUGGUGCCGGCAGGCAAAAACUUCACGCAUGAGUUCCGGAGCGACGGCUCCGUCAAUGGACAAGGCUUCAGGUAUCUCCUGACGGCCAGACGCUACACAAACGGCACCGUCGUCAACACGCCAUCUGGCACGGGAGCAGGCGGCAGCAACGUGACCUUCACCUCCGUCAACGGCAGCAGCGUGUACGAGGACAAAUGCAACUACAGCCCUGAGACUUUCUUCAACGUCCAGCCGACCACCACCAACUACAACUACACCACCUACCCCAACUACAACUACACCACCUACCCCUACUACAAUUACACAACCUACCCCUAUUACAACUACACCACCUACCCCUACUACAACUACACCACUUACCCCUACUAUAACUACACCACUUACCCCUACUACAACUACACCACCUAUCCCUACUACUACCCCGACACCAGCUACAACUACUACACGACGGCGCCCUACUACCCCCAGCCCUGCAACACCAACUACCCCUACCUGGUCUUCCAGGCUGUCCAGUACCUGAGACAAGAGCUUGACAACAGGAACAACGCCCUGGAUCUGCUCAACCAGUUUCUGGCCAGAAACGGCUUUUAACCCUCCACAGACCAACAUGGCUAUUAACCCUACACACACCAACACGGCUUUUAACCCUCCACACACCAACACGGCUUUUAACCCUCCACACACCAACACGGCUUUUAACCCUCCACACACCAACACGGCUUUUAACCCUCCACACACCAACACGGCUUUUAACCCUCGAUCACGGCUCUUAAACUUAUCCCUUGGUAAAAUAUAGUCCUUAAACCAAUUUUGGAUAAAUCUCCCUAAAAAAUAAGAAUAAAAUAAAAUUGAAAAUGC